Messenger RNA from Microtus ochrogaster (prairie vole), 1202 nucleotides. RefSeq names its product marginal zone B and B1 cell specific protein (gene Mzb1). Gene Ontology annotation, cellular component: extracellular region; endoplasmic reticulum chaperone complex. NCBI's taxonomy places the organism in Eukaryota, Metazoa, Chordata, Mammalia, Rodentia, Cricetidae. Gene Ontology annotation, biological process: regulation of B cell proliferation. The record is from RefSeq and is a predicted model, not a curated record.
CUUCCAUGCCUGGCUCUGGCCUGGGUGAAGGGGACUCUGCAGUCAGAGAGAGAUCAUGUAUGCUCUCACAUACUGUGGUUGCCAACCUCACCACAAGGAGAACCCUAGGCUGGCACCCACAACCAUGGCCACAUUCCUCCUGGUGGCUGAGUGACCUAGAGGCACUAGGGACUACUCUCAUCAUGGCUCCUCUGGUAGGAGGAUAUGUCUCUUCUCUCUGAGCUUUCACAUCCUCACAGUAGAAUAAAGAUGACUGUAACCGACUGCCUCACCCCCAGGGUGUUCAGCACAGUCCCUGCCACUCGAUCAGGUCACAGUAUUGAGAUCCAUCCCCCCACCACCACUCCUGGGUCAGCCUAGAACCUCUCUUUGCAUCUUCAUCCCCUAUCUGUGAGAUGGAGCUCAGUCUGUGGGAGCCAGGGUCCCCCUGUGGAAACUGCUUACGUGUCACCUCCAGGGCCCUGGGGGAAGGGAAGAGGACAGUGAGGUGUCGGUUCCCUAUUGGCCUGAACCACAAAUAACUCGAAUGCACAGCUGCACCCCAACCGCAGUGCAAGCUCCAUGAAGUAACUUCAGAGGCCAUGAGGCUGGCCCUGCCAUUGCUACUACUGUUCGGGUGCAAGGCCACCCUGGGAAGCCUUGGGGACAGGCCUCCGCUCUCAGCUACUGCUCCAGUGCUGGAUGACGAGGAGAAGUACGCAUCUUAUAUGCCUGUUCACCUGCGCUGUGAUGCCUGCCGGGCUGUGGCCUACCAAAUGGGGCAACAUCUGGCAAAAGCAGAAGCUAAAUCUCACGGUCCAGACUCCAGUGGACUGCAGGAGCUGAGCGAGUCAGUAUACACAGAUGUCCUGGACCAGACCUGCUCUCAGAACUGGCAGUCCUAUGGAGUUCAAGAAGUGAACGGGAUGAAACGUCUCAUGGGCCCAGGACUCAGAAAGGGGACAGAGCCUAGCAUCAGCGUGAUGAUUACUGGGGGUCCCUGGCCCAAUAGGCUCUCCACGACGUGUUUCCAGAACCUGGGAGAGUUUGGAGAGGAUCAGAUCUACGAAGCCUACCGCCAAGGCCAUGAGGCCCUGGAGGCCUUGCUGUGUGGUGGCCCUCAGGGUUCCUGCUCACUGGAAAACCCAAGAGAAGAGCUUUAGUACAAGUGGUACACCUGCAGAUCUUCUCUCCAUAUAUAUAUAUUAAAUUAAUGGUUGCUU